AAGAGAAUACUAUCGAAGUCAAAAUACACCCGAAAGGCCGAAACUAUGUAAUUGCAAUUUAGGAAUGAACCGGCGCCAGAUCCACCACCUAACAGACGCUAGAUAGUUAUAUAGGCGAAAAAUGUCCGGCCAAGAGAAAAUCGGCACUGGUCCCACCACCUAACCGAAGCCAGUCAUAUCUUUAUCAUCUUUAUUGUUUAUAUACUAAAAGACACUACAUGGCGAAGCUCGCCAUUUCUCUUCUACGCUAGGGCCUAAAAUGUAAUUUCCGCUCACCAUUGCGAAGCUCGCCAUUUCUCUUUGCCGCAUUAUCCUCUCUUCUUCUUCACCUAAUUUUUCAUAAGAUUUUCGUGGAUCGCUUCACUCUUCCAAAUCCUUACUUUAAAUAGCUUGAAUGAAAUGCUUGAAUGAAAUUCAUUAAUUGCAUAUUUCAUGUUUGAAGAAAUGCUUGACAAGGCACCGACACUGACUGUCGAUGCUCAAGCUGCGGAUUCCCAUUGGCUCCGAAAUCGUUCAAUUUAUAUUCUUAUAUGGAGUAUUUUCAAGGGUGGUUUCUAAAUAUGAUCUUCCCCUCUUUUACAUUUUUGUGCCACUUCCCAGAAUAUUUGUGCUCAUCUUGAAGAAUGACAGUAAAGAGUUGUUGCAAAGAAGUCAAUACCAAUUUAUCUCCAUUAGUACUUCUUCCGACAGUGACAUAAUGAAAUUUGUUUGUUCAUUUUCAUUCAGAGAAUGGAAUGUCACCCCCACAAUAUUCACCGGCGCCACGAACACAUUUGACGCCAAGUUUAUGGUCAAGCUCCCGUGCCAAGGAGAAGAAACUGGUUACUUUCACACCCUCCAAACUGGACAACACCUAAAUCUAUUCAAUCUAUUCGGAGGAAAUCGUCCAACUUCGUGAAUCGAAGGAGAAAGGAUCAUUUCACAUUACCUGGAUAGGGAGAAAUUGAGUGCUGAUUGUCAUGCGUGAUUCACAUUCAACCCUUUUGACUCUCUUAUAUAAUGUCAGAUGAAACAAACCUUAAAUUGCAAUUUAUCAUCUUAAAAUAAAGUGCGUGUUUGGAGGUACUUUUAGUUCUGAUGAGUGAUUAAUGUUUACUGAAUUAUAAUAGCUUUGUAGUUGUCGAUGCAUCAUUAAUAUUAUUUUAUUCCUCUUUUUUUGUCAUUUACCUCUCGGUUCGGACAAUGUAAUUGCAUUGCAUUUUGAUAUCUCUACUUUUGACAGUUAAA
Messenger RNA from Cuscuta europaea, 1227 nucleotides. NCBI's taxonomy places the organism in Eukaryota, Viridiplantae, Streptophyta, Magnoliopsida, Solanales, Convolvulaceae. The record is from the annotation of a GenBank genome assembly.